UGGUAUAAUUUUACAGUGACUACAUGUAAAAGGUUUGUUGUUGGAAAACCUGAGGUUUGGGUAAUAGCACCAGAGCCAGAAUCCUGAAAAUAUCUGGGACGUCAAGCCUCUUUUCCUUUUUCUUGUGCCUUCUUACCUCACUACCCCCAUCCUGAAAGUCUUAUCAUUGAUGUUAUAUCUUCCAGAAACUCUUCCAACCACCAAGAUGGCUCAGACUAACCCCAUACCAGGGUCCUUGGGGCCAUGGAAGGUAAGCUGAUCCAAUAACAUGGAAAAUGGAAAGAUCCAACAGGCAGGACUGAGGUGCUGCCGCACGGUGGCUACCAGGUCGUGCUUGCUCCCUGACAGUGCCCAUCCAACAAAAACCUACUGUGGCUACUGGAUUGGUUAUGAACAUACCAGCUUCUGUGGACAACAGUUUAUCCUGGAGAGAGGGGAAUACCCUCGAUGGGAUGCCUGGAGUGGGAGCAAUGCCUAUCACAUUGAGCGUCUCAUGUCCUUCCGCCCUAUCUGUUCAGCGAAUCAUAAAGAGUCUAAGAUUACCAUCUUUGAGAAAGAGAAUUUUAUUGGACGCCAGUGGGAGAUCUGUGAUGACUACCCUUCCUUGCAAGCCAUGGGUUGGUUUAACAAUGAAGUUGGUUCCAUGAAGAUACAAUGUGGGGCCUGGGUUUGCUACCAGUAUCCUGGAUAUCGUGGUUACCAGUACAUCUUGGAAUGUGACCAUCAUGGAGGAGACUACAAACACUGGAGAGAAUGGGGAUCUCAUGCCCAGACUUUCCAGAUCCAAUCAAUUCGCCGUAUCCAACAAUAGUGGAUUAAAAGUUCCAGAUUUCCUCAAGUAUGAAACCUUGAUAAGCACUCUAGGCUUUAUGUUCUGA
Messenger RNA from Microtus ochrogaster (prairie vole), 878 nucleotides. It is a transcript of the gene Cryba1, whose product is annotated as crystallin beta A1. Lineage: Eukaryota; Metazoa; Chordata; Mammalia; Rodentia; Cricetidae. Gene Ontology annotation, biological process: lens development in camera-type eye; visual perception. The record is from RefSeq and is a predicted model, not a curated record. Gene Ontology annotation, molecular function: structural constituent of eye lens. The transcript is spliced from 5 exons.